Messenger RNA from Gasterosteus aculeatus aculeatus (three-spined stickleback), 2997 nucleotides. NCBI's taxonomy places the organism in Eukaryota, Metazoa, Chordata, Actinopteri, Perciformes, Gasterosteidae. The record is from RefSeq and is a predicted model, not a curated record.
GGGCCCCAGGACCCGCUGGAGAAGCUCGCCUCCCGCCUGGAGGAGGAGAAGAACCCGUGCCGCCAGCUGCCCUCGCUGGAGCUCAGCCACAACGAGCGGACGCGUCUGGCCACGGACCCGCUCCUGAGCUCGGGGAGCAGGAGUACCGGCGCGUCUGGCCGAGUACGAGAGCUCAACUUCCUGUCCCCCGCGGAGCUCCGCUACAUCGCCGGCCAGGCGCCCAAGCCGGCCGCGGGAGGCGGCCCCACGGGAGGCGGCCCCGGUUGCUCCGGCGAGCGGGACUUCGGGGACGGAGACGCCGUGUCCGACCUCACCUCCGGGACCUACUUCCCGAUGAUGUCCGACGACGAGCCGCCGCUGCUGGAGCUCGGCUGGCCGGACUCCCCGGCGAGGUGCGGGCCGUCCGAGACGCAGAUCUACUUCCAGAGGGACAAGUCCCACAACGUGAAGGACAUCAUCAGGGGCCUGAUCAACAGGGCCAAGAAGGUGAUCGCGCUGGUGAUGGACGUCUUCACGGACGUGGACCUGCUGUGUGACCUCAUGGAGGCCUCCAACAAGCGCAAAGUCCCCGUGUACAUCCUGCUGGACGAGAAGAACCUGCAGCACUUCACUGACAUGUGCUCGGCCCUCGACGUCCGCAGCGCCCACAUGAGCAACAUGAAGAUCCGCAGCACAUGUGGUGACACUUACUGCACAAAGAGCGGCAAAAAGUUCACUGGUCAAGUGCUCGAGAAGUUCAUGAUCAUCGACUGUGAGGAGGUCAUGGCCGGGUCCUACAGCUUCACCUGGCUGUCGGCUCAGGUGCACAGCAACAUGGUGAUGCACUUCUCCGGUCGCAUCACCGACAGCUUCGACCGGGAGUUCCGCUGCCUGUACGCCGACUCGCAGCUCAUCGACUGCUUCUACUGCCCGGAGGACGAGGGGGCGUCGUACUACCAGCCCUACCAGGCCGCCAUGAUGAGCCCCGGCGCCGCGGCGGGGCUGGACCUGCUCUCCGACAGGUACCGAGCCGGAGGCUUUGAUCGCGUCCAACGCAGAGAGACUGGCGCUCCUCUGAUAACUCCAGCAGCCCAAUCGAGCAGCAGCGUUUCCAGCGUCAAGGGCUGCGCCCCGGGAACCUCCAGCACCGUGUACAAGGUCACCCAAGGUCACGACAGCAAACCGCCCCCCAGCCCCCAGAGGAGGGGCUCGGGGCAAACGCCGACUCCUCAGAGCCACGUGACGCCGGGGCCGCGAGGUCCCGCCAACGGGGGAGCCAAUCACAGCGCAGCUAUGGACCGGCCGCCGCCCCCCUACGGCCAUCCGCCCGGCGCCAUGCGGCCCAACGCAGGCGCCCCCUCCUCCAAGUUCCAGGGGCUGGGGUGGUACGACCACAUGUUCACCAGCUCCAACCCCAAAGCCCCGCCGCCCCCCCCCGCCCACGACGGCAGGCCGCCCCGCAGGCAGCGGUCCCCCUCCAACCUGUUCCUCAACAGACUCUCGGACCUCUUCCUGCCCCCCUCCAGCAAAGAGACCUUCCGCAGGUCCCCGUCCCCUCUCGGCACCCCGCCCUGGGGGGGGCCGGACCUCUCUCAGCCCGAGCCGGAGAGCCAGCAGAGCCCGCCCCCCCCGGCCGGCGCCGCUCUCCCCGACCGUGCCGAUGAAUCGAGGACCCAGAAGCGCAUGACGCUGGGCCACAGCAAGCUGGACCUGGUGAACCAGUACAACCAGCUCAAGUCCAGGCAGGUGUACAGCCGCUUCGAGCUCAAGACCUCCAACUGAAGGCCGGUCUCUGCUUCUGCGCCCUCUGGGGUCAAAGGUCACUCACGAGGGAAAAGAUAGAAACUGAUCCGCGAAAUUCACCGACAACCAAGACAAAGGCUUUUAAUGAACUGGUGUCUUCUCAAAGUGGCACAACAACUCUUUUAGAAAUCCAAAGUUAUCACAUGAAACUUUCAGUAAUCGGUUCAUCUGUCGGAGCUUCCAGCUGCCUCAUCUUUUAGUUAACGUUCCCUCUUUUUGGCUCCUGCAGCAAACUUUUUAGGUUUAGGUUUCAUUCAAAGGGACAUUCGUUGGGACGGCGGCGCGACGGCGGCGCGACGGCGGCGUCCCUGCUGGUCAGUUAGCAUUCGGCUCUCGUUGCUGCAUCAGGAACCAACACAUCGACCCCAAAGACACAGAAGUCACAGAAAGCUGAAGCUUUUCCUUAAAUUAGGCUCAUCUGCAAAGAAAGACGACAAUUUUGCUGCAUUUCGACUCAAUAACAAUUUGAUGCUGUGGAGAAGAAAAGAGAAAUUAAUGAUUUCUGAAAAUAAAUUCCAGUUUGGAGCAUUGUGAUACGUGUAAACCUUUUAAACGUUUUCCUCCUCUUUGUGUGUGUGAUCGUUCCCGUCAGGACAUCAGAGGGACGGACGCGUCUCCGGCUGUAAAUGAGACAUUUAUGGUGAAAGUUUUAGCCUUUAGACACAGUUCAAACUAAUAGUACUAUUUGUCAUGUUUUCUUUUGGGGAUGAAUCGUGUUGAUAUUUCAGAGGAAUGUUUGUUAUUUGAACGUGUUGUUGUUUACUUAUUGUUAGCGGAUAUCGAUCUUCAUUAUUCGCACUAAUGUACAAAGCAGUGUACAUAAUACAUGAAGUGAGGAAUCUGGGUUGAUGUUGAAGAAAUUUUUGUAAAAAAAAAAAAAAGUUUAUUUUUACAAUGUGUUAUAUUACUGGAGAAUGUGAACUUCCUGUUUAAAAGUCUGUCUUUAUUUGGAAGAUGAACACUUGAGGAUUUAAUAAAACAAAAGCUCUGUGGUUGAGAUGUUGAAUGAACGUUAAUAAACCUCAUGAAGAUUGUUUCUCAUAUGAAGAAUAUGGCAACAAAGAUGAAAAGAACUGGGGACGUUGUUGCAUUCAGAAUUCAUUUUGACAGGUUUUUAAUUUAGACUUGGCACCACUGGUCGACUGUCAAUCAGCAGACUGGAUCCAGCUGUGUACUCUACAAUAAAAACAGCUGCAAAUGCAAACUGCUCAAGAA